Messenger RNA from Ceraceosorus bombacis, 3155 nucleotides. Lineage: Eukaryota; Fungi; Basidiomycota; Exobasidiomycetes; Ceraceosorales; Ceraceosoraceae. The record is from the annotation of a GenBank genome assembly.
AUGAGCACAAAAGCCGAAAUCGCUCAAGCGAGCACCAGUCGGCUAGACGAUGCAGGUCCAUCCGCUCCUCGGUCAUGCUGCCCGAUACCCAUUUCCAGCAAUGCCGACCUCGUUCUACCUGACCGGCCCAAUCUAGCAGAGCGCUUGGCUUCGGAUGCGAUGGCCCAAGCUGGAGAGGAGAUGAAAGUUCUCCCUGGACCCUCUAGCGAGGCUCUUGACAGGUUAGAACCUGUAUACCACGUCGAUGGUGACCAAAUUCACAAUCGCUCAAGGCCACCAUCCAUGGCCAAUGGGCCGCCUUUACCGAGCCUAGGCACGGAUUCGGACGGGAGUGGCAGGCAGUCGAAUCCGCAUACACCCAAGGAAGGCGUCGACAAGGCUCUCAUCGAAUUGGUACGUCAGCCACACGCUACUGCAGGGCUCUCUGGACGCCUCCGACACAAGCAAGACUGAUUGAAGAUCUUGUUCUCCUCCAGAUACAAACAGUGCAGCACGAAUUGAGGACUCCACUUCAUGGUGAGCAUCAAUGCGUUCAAGCCAGAAGGCGAUGACUAUGUAGUAGCUCACUCCUCCAAGCGCAUGCUACUCCGCACAGGCAUGGUGAGCAGCAUCUCUCGCCGCUCCUUUGUGUCCAAAUUCCUGGGCUCAUCAUCAAAUCUGCCUCCGUGCUCUCGCGACUUUUGACAGCUUGCGCUGAUCGAAUCCAUACGAGCAGAUGUUGAGGCGUCUGCCACUCCGGUCCCGGAUACAAGCAGCGCAAGCUUGCUAGGCCCAAAAUUCGACUCGGUCACAACCCUGCAUAGACGAGUGGUGGGCAUCCUAGACGACUUUGCAGAUUUCGCUACCGAGACAAUGGCAGCGCGCACGUCCGAGAUUCUUUGCUUAACACAGGCGGACGAGCCGGUAGACCUGGGUCAGCUGUUGGAUGAUGUGGCUACGGAUAUGUGGAAUGCGCAGGUGAAUGAGAUCAGGACAGAGCAAGGUGUGGAUGCUAGGCUGCCUCCUCCACCGGAGCUGAUUCUGCGUAAGUGGAGCAUGUACUUUGACUCCAGCAAUCACGGCUCUGACUGGCACGAAUCUUUGAGGCUGCAGAGAUUGAUACUAAUCUGCGCGGGUGGAAGUCGCUAGUGUCGCCUUCAGCGCUCAAGCGCGUGUGCGCGAAGCUCAUCUCUGUGAGUAUGCAGGCCUUCAAAGCAAUAGGCCCCAAAAAGCCUGAUUUUUUAGAUCGCAUUCACAGAACGGUCUCCGAUUCACUCGACGCGAUGGUUUUGUCGAAGUCAGCCUGUCAUCAUACCAUACGGAAGGACCGGACGGGCAAAAGUUCGUUCAGAUAUCGGUAGAGGAUAAUGGGGAUGGUAUGACAGAAGGUGAGUUGCGUACCCUCAACGCAAGUCGCGGUCUCUUCGUGCUUACAUCUGGUUCGUGCUCAGACUUUAUCUCAGAAUCUCUGUUCCAACCCUUCGCUAAGGCGGAUGUAUUUAAGAGCGGAGCGGGGCUCAGCAUGGCUUUAUGCUCCUCAAUCGUCAGACAUCUGGUACGUGCUAGAUAUCCGCGAGCUGCCACGAGCAUCAGGCUGACCGCCCGAGUGUAAUCCCUGCGACCCAAAGGGUGGCAGUAUGCAGGUGUCUAGUGAUAAGGGCAGAGGCACAGUGAUUGCGGUCAUUAUCCCUGUCGAGGAUCUUCCCUUGCCAAUGGCCAAUCGAGGGCUUUCCUCGAGUCCUUCACAGCUCGUCUACCUCCAUGGCUUCGAAGGAGUGGGGUUGACGAGGCUUGCGGGUGCGAUAUCGGGUCAACUUGCAAGUGAGUGCACGAGCCGCGUCGGUAGCUUCAUCGAAUCGACUAGCUGAUACACGACUCUGCCACCUCUCUCAAAGCAUUUGGCAACUUGUACACUUCGACGCAGCUGGAAGAGUGCGACUAUUUGCUGUUGCCCGAGGGUGAGUGCUGCGAGACAAGUGUAGACUUGGGACCUGAGCUGACUGAUGGAACUUCGAUCUGAAGAGGUCUGCUACGACACGGAAGGAGGCAUCGACGCGAUUCUUUCCCACGCAAAGCCCGGAAUCAGAGUCGGAGUGCUGCAAGCGCACGAAUCGGCGGGAAUCGAGUUUGCAUGUCUCAAAAAGUCGGGCAUCCUGCCCACAUUUGUGACCCGAAAACCUUUCGGACCUUCCAGCUUUUCAAGACUGCUUGACCUUGUGGAAAGCAAGCCGAAUUUGGAACUAGCCAAAGCGGUGAGAUCAAUCUCGGAGGAUCAUAUAGGAGCCCACGGCGAAGGUCGGUUGUCCAAUGAGGAUUUGGGCCGAAAAGACGCUGCCCUCGAACGCAGCAUCUGCGAGAUAGCGGCUCCUACUGCCAUGACGGCGGUGUCAAGCCAAGGCCAAUCGAGCAGGCCUGCGAUCAAUACAAGCCCAUCAUCGUCCCGCACCAAGGAUCUGGUUUUUUCGCCUGAGACGGUGGACGAAGUGCUCAGGGCGCCGGUGCCUGUUCCCGCGAUGCUUGCGCCUCGAGCAGCGGCGGGUGACAGCAAGUCGACCGCAUCCACCUCACCCAACGACACGGGCGUAGCCAGGUCAGAAAGGGGAUCCAUUCUUUCAACAUCCACCACGCAGCCUUUUAUGUGUCUGGUUGCGGAAGACAAUCCGCUCAAUCUGCGCAUCUUGACACAGAUGCUCCGCCAGGCCCAUAUUCGAUUCUGCACCGCUGCGGAUGGGAUGGAAGCUGUGGAGCAAUUUCGAGAGCAUGCGCCCGCGGUCACUUUGCUGGAUAUCAACAUGCCCCGCAUGGACGGUUGGGAAGCGGCAAAGAAAAUGAGGGAUGUGGAAGCGAAUGAUCCAGACCUCAGGCUGCACAAGAGGAGAAUAGUGGCAGUGACUGCGCUCGGCGACGAGUACUCGAAGCAGCGCGGAUUGGAGGAAUGCGGCAUGGACGCCUGUGAGUGGACGUAAGAGGCGCCAGGAGAAAGUCAUGACCGAUCGACUAAUGCAUCCUUUUGGAUGCUGAAUUCUGCAUCAAACUCAGGGUACACGAAGCCCCUCAAGAUGAAAGAGCUGAAAGCGGAUCUGCAAUUGUGGAUGCAACAAUGGAAAGCCGGAAGUCCUGGAGAGAUCGUGUCCGCGCCUUCCUACGCCGAGAAUGUGGAAUUUGCGACGGAGUGA